Messenger RNA from Fulvia fulva, 237 nucleotides. RefSeq names its product Ecp48. The transcript is spliced from 2 exons. Bases 1 to 237 code for a protein of 78 amino acids. The record is from RefSeq and is a predicted model, not a curated record. NCBI's taxonomy places the organism in Eukaryota, Fungi, Ascomycota, Dothideomycetes, Mycosphaerellales, Mycosphaerellaceae.
AUGAAGUCAUCUAUCCUUAUCAGCAUGGCCAUGGCCCUGUUGCCGCUCUCAAUGGCAAUGCCUACCACCACGCUACCAACAACUCCGCUCAAUCCACUGCUUGACCCGCGUCAGGCCUCUUGCACCGAUCUUACGUGUCGUCGGGACACGGACUGUUACGGCAACCGGUGCGGAGACUGCGAUCUGAACAUUGGAAAGUGCACUUGUCCUCCGGAGGCAAACGGCGGGCCAUGCUGA